Molecule: messenger RNA, 3891 nt
Organism: Pseudopipra pipra
Lineage: Eukaryota; Metazoa; Chordata; Aves; Passeriformes; Pipridae
Gene: ASB2
Product: ankyrin repeat and SOCS box containing 2
Exons: 12
Coding region: 1162-3105 (647 amino acids)
Biological process (GO): intracellular signal transduction
Molecular function (GO): protein binding
Source: RefSeq, a predicted model, not a curated record
CCCUGAGUUCCCCAACAAGUUCCAAAUAAUCGGUCGAAGGACAGAAGGCAAAUGGACCACAAAGUGGAUAGAGGUACCACCUACCAUCUGUCACAUACACCUAAUGGUCCUUUCUUGUCAUGGUAGGAGCUAAAUCCUGCUGAUGUGCAGAUUUCUUCCUGUGGGAUAUAUUAUUCUCAUGGACCUCUGAGGAAGUGACUACACCUUACAAAAUCCAGAAAGAAUCAGGACUUCUGCAUAACAACCUAAUCUCACUUCUGGGGAGUGUGUCUAGUAGCAGGAAUUGAUUCAAGAUGACUAAUUAGGAGCACUCGUAUCUCAGCUCUCAGCUUGCUCCCCUCUACCACAUCUGGAGGUCAUCUCAACGGUGAAGAAUUCCAAAAAUAGAAAUUGGGAUUCCUUUGUAAUUGCCAGUUUUCAAAUGUGGGAGUUUCACAUUUUCAGAUGCACCUGCAGGUUUUCCUGCAACUUUGAAGAAGGCUUGAAAAAGACUUCUGUGGCAAAACCACACUGUGUCUUCUUUCUCACCCCUACCUGAACAGGAGGGACUGCUACUUAAUCUGCUGAGUCCAAAGCAUGGGCUAGAUUGAGGUGUGAGAAAAUUAUGUGAAGUGCCUGUGCUGGUGAAAGCCUGACAAAAGGAAACAACCCUGUUCUUCUCAGAGAAUGUGAAAGAACAGCCACACAUCAGCCAAGUGUUUGGAUGCAGUUGAGUUAGUCACCAUAGGUUCCAGAAACAUGUCCAUAUAUGGUUUACUUGUCAGGGACAAUAAAUAAUGAUGUAAUAGAAAGGUCAACUUUGUGUCAUUUAGCUACAGGAUGCUCGAUGAAGUGAAGUUUGUCAGAUAACGCAACAAGGAACAACUUCAGGAUCAGUAAAAGUUUCUGCUGUGCAUCUUCAAACAGGAAAUCUGAGAUUCGGAACAACUUAUAUUUUGGCUUGUAUUCGCUGAUCAUGGGGUGAUCCAGAAAUAAACUCCAGGCUUCAAAGAGAGUGUGUUUCCAAGCUGUCCUGCAGUUGAUCGAAACAUCCAGGCAAAGCAGGGAGACAAAUACCAGCAAGGAUUUUCUGAAUUAAGACUUAAUCAAGGAGAUAACCCAUUUCAACAGUAUUUUUACCCUUCUAUUUCAGAACAAAAAGGAAAGCAAAGAAUAAUAAAAAUGGCUACAACGGCAGCAAAUACUCAAAGACAAACAAUAGGCUGUGAGGAAUACAGUCUGUACAGUAGCCUGAGUGAAGAUGAGCUUAUAAAGAUGGCCAUCCAGCAGAGCUUGGAGGAGGACCCCGCAGGUCAGCCAGGUGCCCAGAGCCACCAGAAGUCAAUGGUGGCAUGUGCUGGUGCGGCGGCCACCCCCAGCCACGCCAGCCCCCACAACCCACCUUACCGCAUCUACCCUUGGCAAAGAUUGGCGGCCCAGCAGACAGGCCGUGCUCAGCCAUCCAGCUCGGGGGCAGCCUGGGGUGUCAGGCGAAGGUACGACAGCAGCCUGUGCAGCACAUCCCAGUCCGUAGAACUUGACCCUGUAGUGGCAGCGAUCAAGGAUGGAGAUGAAAAAGCAGUAUGCAACAUGAUGAAAUCAGGAAAAAACCUUUCUAAACCUAAUAAGGAUGGCUGGAUACCCCUCCACGAAGCUGCAUACUACGGCCAAGUGGGUUGCCUGAGCCUGUUGCAAAAAGCCUACCCCAGCACCAUCGACCAACGCACUCUCAAUGAGGAGACAGCUCUCUACCUGGCCACCAGCCGGGGCAACCUGGACUGCCUGCUCACCCUGCUGCAGGCUGGGGCUGAGCCCGACAUCUCCAACAAGGCCAGAGAAACGCCGCUCUACAAAGCCUGUGAGCGUAAGAAUGCGGAAGCCGCAAGACUCCUGGUACAGUACAAUGCAGAUACCAACCAUCGUUGUAAUCGAGGAUGGACUGCUCUCCAUGAGGCUGUCUCCCGAAAUGACCUGGAGAUUAUUGAUAUUCUUGUGAAAGGGGGUGCCAAGAUUGAGUCGGCAAAUGCCUACGGGAUCACUUCUUUAUUUGUGGCAGCUGAGAGUGGGCAGCUGGAAGCCUUGAGAUACCUUGCAAAAUGUGGCGCUGAUAUAAAUACUCAAGCCAGUGAUAAUGCCACUGCCCUUUAUGAAGCCUGUAAAAAUGGACAUGUACAUAUUGUGGAGUUUCUUUUGUCCCAAGGAGCAGAUGCUAACAAAGCCAAUAAGGAUGGCCUGUUACCUCUUCACAUAGCAGCCAAAAAAGGGAUUUGCGAGAUUGUCUCCAUGCUGAUCCCUGUGACCAGCCGCACCCGCGUCAAACGUAGUGGCAUCAGCCCCCUGCACUUGGCGGCCGAACGGAACAACGAUGACAUCUUGGAAGAGCUGAUAGAUGCUGGCUACGAGGUCAACAGUGCCCUCUCCAAUGAACGGUCCUGCCUUUAUGAGGACAGACGCACCACCCCCCUCUAUUUUGCAGUUUUUAACAACAAUAUCUACGCCACAGAGCUCCUGCUGCAAGCUGGAGCCAACCCCAAUAUUGACCUCAUCAACCCAUUACUCAUCUCCAUCCGUCAUGGCUGCAUGAAGACCAUGAAACUGCUCCUUGACCAUGGAGCAAACAUUGAUGCCUAUAUAUCAAGUCAUCCCACCACAUUUCCAGCUACCAUCAUGUUUUCAAUGAAGUACCUCUCUGUGCUGAAGUAUCUCCUGGAUCUGGGCUGUGAUGCAAGUUCCUGUUUCGAGUGUCAGUAUGGGAACGGCCCCCAUCCUGCAUUAAAUUACAGACGGGAAAGACUUAAUGAUCCUCAGCUGACCAAGGAGCCAACCACAGUACAGUUUUGUGAAAUGGUGUCUACUCCAGAGAUAAGUCGCUGGGCUGGGCCAAUCAUUGAUGUUCUCCUGGAUUAUGUGGGUAAUGUGCAGCUCUGUUCCCGGCUCAAGGAGCAUAUUGACAGCUAUGAGGACUGGGCUGUCAUUAAAGAAAAAGCAGAACCUCCGCGACCUCUUUCCCAUCUUUGCCGCAUCAAGGUACGAAGCCUGGUUGGAAGAAACCGCAUUAAGCUUCUUGACACCUUGCCUCUCCCAGACAGACUGAUCCGAUACUUACAGCACGAUUACAGACAGUGACCCCAGGCACGAUGGAUAUGCAGUGGCUUCCCGGCAUGGCACCCAGCAUCACCAGCAUGGCAAGGGCCCACAGCGGGGAGGAAUUGCUGCUGGCUUGGUCAAGCACCCUCCAAUGACUAAUCUAAGAGAAAUAUGCUUUUGAAGCGUGAGUGAGAAGAAAAUGGAGGAGACAGAGCUAAAGAUAGGACUGUUGUUAGGUUUUUCAAGAGCAAACACAUAUGAUUCACCUCUGUGCUUGUUCUGCAAAGAACAAGAAAUGAAACCUGACACUGACAAAUGAGUCGUACCAAUAUUUGGAGAGGAAUACAAAGUUAUCCAGGGGUUGUGGUGAAGCUUAGCAUCCUUGCUGUGAUGACAAUUAAGAAAUUGUUGAGAGUCAACAUAUUUGGGAAGACAAUCACAUUUCCUUCACUGACUGAGAUUUUUAUUGUAUUUUCUAUUUUAUUGUUUGGAUUUCUGCUAAGUGUGCGGGUUGCUAAUUCUCUGAUACUUUUACACCACCUUGCUAACACUUUUACUUUCUUUUUUUGUAUCUUUCUUAUUGAGUAGAGUACUUGAUUUCUGAACAUUCAAAUCUCAGAUUUCUUCAACAGACUAAAAUCCAGAAAUGAUGAAUCCUUUAAAAAUCAAGGAAAGGUUUAUUUAAGGAGGAAGUAAGAACUGUAUUUGCACAUAGUGAAUGGAGUUCAUUCUGUAUUACAUUUGCAAUGUCAUUCUGCUUUCUGUCAUUCUGAGAGAAUUUCUUAGACUGGGGAUUUGAAAGUAAAUCUGAGCUCUUUUUUUUUC